AGAUCUUCAUGAUGCAACUUGGCCAAGGUCAGCGGCUUCCCAAUGUUUACCCCUCACACCCAACUAUGUGGCUGGAAGAGUUUGGAGUGGGUGGGCCCUGCGAUGAUGUGCUCACAAAGUCUACACUGUCCAAACAAUCCUGUGCGCACCUAGUCCCACCCCUUCUCUCACCCCUCAGCUGCCUACCUUUCCCCCUCCUGUGCUCCCCUGUACUCUUCCCCUGCUCCUCUGCCAGGCUGAGUUACUGAAGCCACCACUCGAGGAGUUUCAGAGACGUUUUGCCCUGUCUGACCGUGAUCCCUCUCAGCCACCAUGGUUCGCAGCGGCAGCAGUAUCUGCAGAGUCCUCCUGCUCAUGCUCCUUGGCCUUUUGGUAGCCUUUGUACAUACAGAGACAGUUGCAGACCCUGCCUCAACAACCAGGGACAACCAGGACACCAUGUCUGGAGAGGCACCCAAUGACAUCACCACCAAAGAUCCUAUCCAGGACAUGACAGAGCAGUCCUUCACCAGUGACUACGAGGACACCACACCCCAGGCCAUGGACGAGGAGGAAGGGGUUCUGGGGCCAGGGGCCAUCACAGCCAUCGUUAUAGCAGUCUUCCUGGGAGCGUCUGUCCUCCUCGCCCUCAUCGUCAUCACACUUAGAAAGUUCACCGCAUCCUAGAGUGAAUGCAUCCCAUAUCGUGUCUGUAUGGAUGUGUAGGUGUUUGUCCAGCAUGAGUGUUUGUGUGUUUUGCGCCUCUCGGUCUCAAUCUUUGGACUCUCAACUCUCUCCUCAUCUUCCUUUCAAAGAUAGGUUGUGUUAUGUGCUUCGCCGUAGAUGCUGAAAACUGUGGCAGGUCCCCUGACUAUUUACGGAUUUACUCCUGUAAACACACCCCAACUGUUGCUCAGCAUGCCCACUUAUUCCUGAAGGUAUAAUGUUAGAAACUGGCUGGCUCUUCCAGUGGAAAUCAUAGCAUGUCCAUGACAUUUUUAUUUUCUUCCGUUUUUUUCUUUGCUAAGCUCUUACAUGCAUGUUCUAAAGGGUGUUAAUGUUUGUGAGCUGUUUUCUUGUCUUGAGAGUUGGUGUGAAAUACAUGAACUGUGUGUGUGGGGGGUGGCGUUUUCGUAGUCUGUCUCUUACUUUUUCUAUUCAGUAAGAAAGAUGUUUGAGUUUUAUGUGCCUACAUAUGAGGUUUUUAUUAGUCUUUCACAAUGAUUCCACCUUGCUCCAAAAUAAUUUCUAAAAUAUUCCCUUGGUGUCACCCAUGUAGAAGUUUUGAAGUUUGAAUUGCACCAUUUACAAACAUUUGUAGAGUCAAAAUAAGAAGAAACUUUUUUUUUUUUUAAAGGUUCCUUCAAUGAAUGUAAACAAGGUAACUGGGUUGUUUGUUUUACCUGCAGAGCAAAUAUGAAGUUAGAGAGUGGAUGAAUGUCUGUUGUGCACUCAAGUGAGUGUUUGUAGUUUUUUGUUGUUGUUUUAUUCACAGGAGGAAGAUUAUUUUAGUAAAAACAUUUUAUCCUUUUCUAUUUGCCUCAGAGGCCCCAUGCCAUAUGGCUGGAUGUUGCCAUAGUAAUUUCACUGCCCAGUAUUUUUAUAUGGUUUUAUUUUUGAGAUUUAAAUUGAAUAAAUUAAUCCAACAA
Messenger RNA from Toxotes jaculatrix (banded archerfish), 1628 nucleotides. It is a transcript of the gene snorc, whose product is annotated as secondary ossification center associated regulator of chondrocyte maturation. The transcript is spliced from 3 exons. Gene Ontology annotation, biological process: cartilage development. The record is from RefSeq and is a predicted model, not a curated record. Lineage: Eukaryota; Metazoa; Chordata; Actinopteri; Toxotidae. The coding region runs from base 313 to 666 and encodes 117 amino acids.